Durusdinium trenchii is the source of this 1893-nucleotide messenger RNA. The record is from the annotation of a GenBank genome assembly. Lineage: Eukaryota; Dinophyceae; Suessiales; Symbiodiniaceae.
AUGAGGCUGCGUUGUCAGACUUGCAUGGUUGGUGCUUGGAAGGUGCUUCGUGAUGGAUGUCCAAGUAUGCGCAGUGAUCAACAUGUCACACAGGAUGAGAGCGCCCCACGCGUGUUGCAACAGGACGAAGAUGUGCUUUGGGAGCAAGUGCAAGAGGUGAUUCCUCACAUGCUGAAAUUCAACAGGAAAGGACGAGAGGACUCUUCCUUAAGCUCAGUCGGUUUGCUCCACCUUUGCUCACGCAUGAUGAUGGACAUUUCUGAAGCAGAUCUGAAUCGUCUCUUUCUUGAGCAUGACAAGGACUGUGAUGGGGGACUUAAUGCCGCGGAGCUUUUUGAUGCUGCAAAGACACACAAUUUCUUCAAGAACCUCAUUAGAGUUGUACUUGCAGCUGCAGAUUUUAGAGUUGGCAAGGAUUAUGACUAUUGUCGAAGUACGAUUGAGAAUUAUGUAGAGAGUGAGGGAGGUGACGAGGCGGCAGGAAUAACACCAAUUUCAGCUGACAAAGCCCUUCAUGCCAGACGAGUACAGUGGCAGGACGCUGUCCUGCGACGUUUGCUUCCAAAGCGAAGACCACAAAAAGAGCCAUGGUUAAUCCUUGGUUUGGCCAUGCCCGAGGCCUUGCCGGAAAAGGUCUUGGGUUGGCUAUUCCACCAACAAAUUUUGCCCACUGGAGACAUGGUAGAGUUGAGCAUUGACCUGCUCACUCAGCUCUUUCCGGAGUUGCCACUUUAUAUUGAUCGCCAUCAUGGCUUCGUAUCAGGUGCAGAGCUUGUUCGCCACGAGGCAAACAUGUUGGAGAAGAAAGCGCUAGAGGCUUUGAUGGAUGCCAGACAGCAUGUGUGGAUGCCAUGUGAACCUAGCAACACGCAUCACGCUAUCUCCGUCAUACAAGGCAUCCCAAAGCAGACGGACUACAAGAUUGCCGUCAUUGAUUUUCGCAUCGAUCCUCCAGCUUUGCCAAAGCGUCAUAGAGAAGCAGCACGGAAAACAGGGCGUUUGGCACCACUUCCAACAGUUCCUCAAAUUCCGCAGCAGGAAGAGUUGGAGGUGCUUACAGCUUCUGCAAAUUUUUUUGCUCGGAUCGAUUGCAGCAAGGAUAUCCCAGUCUUGCUGCGGGUGGAGUCUGCCGAUGCCUCAAAAUGCUGGCCAGUGCUUCGCAGCUGUUUCGAUUCACAGGUUCGCAUGCUUCAGCCUGGAAAGUUCCCAAACGCAUUGCGCCCACUCCAGCUCUCCAGAAUGUGGUGUGGUAAACUUUUGCUGGGGCAGGCGAAGCUUGAGCCAUUUCUUCAACUUGAUUUGCUUCACUUCGGUGCAGAGAUGGGGUUUUCUCAAUCAGCGAGGAGAUUAGUGGAUGUCCUUGGAGUGAAUGCGCCUCUGAAGCUCGCUUUGUCCAUAGUUGGCAAUGCCAUUCCAGGUCACAUGAAGGGCGCUGUCUUCGAAGAGGCAGAGGAGAGUGUUCGCCUGGCAUGGCUUCAUGGUUGUGCUAGUUCAGGCCUCCCAAGUCUGACUGCACAAUUUUUGCAAGACCAUGAUGUCGCAGCUUCCAGCUCGUUGAUCACUGCGCUCACGGUGGGCUGCUUUGUCCACUUCAACAAGAAAGGAGCAGCAUCUUUGAUUGACCUUCCCAGUGAUCAGCCAAGCCAAAGUUUCCUCCAAUUUGGGCUCCCUCGCUCGCUGUCAGCAAGGGCAAUGUCUCAACUUGGGCAGCGAUGGCAGCCUGUCUCCGAAGAAGAGCUGCUCCAAGGCGGUGCGAAUCUCGAGUGUUGGUUGGCUCCGGGCGAAGCUGUGGAUGGGCGAAUGCUGAUUGGUGGAGCAUUCGCCUACACACUCAUCCCAGAGGUUGCAGCAGUGGUUGGCAGCACUGCCAUCUAUUUCGAGGUUCUUUCUUGA